This is a messenger RNA of Rotaria sp. Silwood2, 540 nucleotides long. NCBI's taxonomy places the organism in Eukaryota, Metazoa, Rotifera, Eurotatoria, Philodinida, Philodinidae. The record is from the annotation of a GenBank genome assembly.
AUGGGUUCAAAAGCGUGCAAUCGACAACGUCCAUGGAGUUUUGAUGUGAAUUAUUUUCCUGAAACAGUGUUUCAUUUUCCAAUUAGUCCCGGUGAAGCAGGAAAAUUCGACUUUUAUCGAGCAUAUAUCACUAAUCAUGGAUAUUUUACAGAUCCAACAUCGUUUGAUUGUUCGGAUGCAUCUACUCUUCCAACAUCACCAUCAUCAAUCAAAAAACGACGAGAAAUAUCAUCUGUUGAUUUUGUAUCAUCUGAUGAAUCAAAAUCUUCAACAUUGACGACUUCACAAUCAUCAAAUUCAAUUUCUUCAGCUAAAUCAGAAGGAAUGUCUUCAAAAGAUUCUAAUGUUUUGUCAAAGACUAAUAGUGCACAUAGAGAAUUAACUCAUUCUACUCAAUCAUUUCCAUCAUUGGCUGAUCUUGUUAAGAAUGUUAUCAACAAAGGUCAUUUCAGUGCAAAAUCAAAUCACACUUCAUAUUCAUUUUCUGGAACGACAUUAUCAUCAAAAGAUCUCAAUCACUUAUCUCCUCAAUCAAUGUAA